Messenger RNA from Xiphophorus maculatus (southern platyfish), 1197 nucleotides. RefSeq lists its product as uncharacterized. The record is from RefSeq and is a predicted model, not a curated record. Lineage: Eukaryota; Metazoa; Chordata; Actinopteri; Cyprinodontiformes; Poeciliidae. The transcript is spliced from 3 exons. The coding region runs from base 170 to 1075 and encodes 301 amino acids.
CGGACAUCCUCCUGAGACGUCUGCUGCUCCACGCAUUCCUCCGUCAUCUCAGCCUGGACGUCCCGCUUCCUGCCGCCGAGACGUAAGAUCAUUUGUUUUUAGAGAAACUGAGAGGUUUCCCAGCAUCUCUCGGCUCCCAGCAGGUUUAUAAAAACCAGGUGAUCAACUCAUGGCCAGCAGCUUCAGACAGGAGCCUAAGAUGCCGAAGUUCAUCACCCACAUCGAUAUUUCUCUGAACGGUGAUGAGGAGCUUUGGUUUAGUAAUAAUGGCUACACCAAACUUCCUCUUGAUCUGAACAAAGAGGCAGGAGGAAACGACGUCUUUCUCUGGUACAAAACCGGUGACUACAGAGCCAUCACCAGGAUCCAGUUUUCCUUCAAUGACUGGAUGAAGAAAGGUCUGAUGAAUGAAGGGUACCACCUGGUCAAUAAAGAUCUCCACAACGGAGCCGGGGGCAGCAACGUCUCCCUGUGGUUCUUCAAAGGUUAUACUGAGUGUGACGUCCCGAUCGUGGAGCUGGACCUGUCCACUAACGAAGCAGAUGAUACCAAAAAGGUCCAGCCUCAGUGGGAGAGGUCAGCCUGCGAUCUGAACCGGGGAGCUGGAGGAGAUUGGAUCCACCUGUGGAUGAAGCGACAGCAUCAAACCUACAUCUGCGACAUCCAGGCCAGUGAUGGCGACAUAUCCAACCACGAAUUGCUCCGUCAAGGUUACACCCGCAUAGAUGAAGACAUCAACAGAGAUUCGGGUGGGCCUGACAUCUUCAUCUUCUACCAGCAAACCACUGAUGAGAAGAAGGCCAUCACAGAUCUGAAGAUCUCCACUGAUACGAAGGAGAGUCGUUUGGUGAAAGCCGGAUAUCAGAAAGUGAAAACAAACCUGAAUGAUGGAACCAGAGGAACCCCGCUGUACCUGUGGUACAAGAAAGAUGAAACCAACAAACCUCCCAUCACGUUCAUCACUGUGGUAAACAUGAUGGCAAAGGAAGAGUAUGUCAAAGCCGGCUUCAAUGUCAUCGAUACGGAUCUCAACCUGAAGAAUUCAGGUCACAAAAUGUUUCUGUGUUUUAAGUAAAGUUUGAUCAUUUCUGAGCAUGCUCAGUGAGAGCCAAUACUGAUCACAUCUUCUAUCUGGAAUCUGUGGAAAGAGUUUUCUCUCAAACAUUUUCUCUGAAUCUGAUCACUGAUCAAUAAAGU